AUGGAAAGAGUCCUACUACUAUAUAUCCUUGUGGUCACGCUUACAGCGAAUUGUCAUUCUCAAGUUGUAGAAUGGAGCAACGACGAACGAUUGCAACUUUGGUCACGAGGAGAAUUCAACUUGGAUUUAUCAGAAAAUAAUGAAUACUUUGAUUUGUUGCCUUUUCGGCGACUGGGCCCUGUCAGUAGAGUCCGAAACUCUAUCCUUCGACAUCAGCAAUCGCCCAACUGUGACUCGAACGGAUUUUGUUUGGAUCAGAUUCGAGGAGGAUCGCAGUCUGUGGAGAACAACAAGGAAAUCGAAUCCAAGAUUGAAGAAUUGGGAGGUCGUUUCGGUGCCGAUUUCCUUGUAGCUGUCGAACGAAACAAACGAGACCACGAGGAGGAUUGUAAAAAGAGCUGCGAACUUUACUAUUGUGUCACUGCAAAUACACCGCUUGUUCCCGUGGAGGAUAUUUUGGGACCAACUACAAUUAAGUCCUAUUCGAUGGGCCCGGUACCGCCAGAAGACUUUGCUGACAGUUUUGGGUAUCCUCUGGACAACAUCAAAGUUACGGAAACAAAGCCUCUCUUUUCGGCAGCAGAGGCAACAUCAGUCAUUGAGAAAGCUGAAAAUGAAGGUGUAGACAAGAAUGAAUUCAAGAGUGGCAAAUACCAGCUUGCUGGAGACUGGCUCCAGAAUCUACCCGAAACACGAGCAUGGUUCAACCAGCAACUAGAGACGAUAUUUUUCCCGUUGUUGGCACACUUAUUUCCGGAAAUUAUUAGUUCACCAUCAGUGAUUAGGGCGCACUCUGUGAGUUUGCUCAAAUAUAAUGCCAGUCAUCCUCGUACAGAUGUGCAUAUAGACAAUGGUAUCCUCGCCAUGACACUAGCCAUGACACCAUCAGCGCAGUAUACUGGAGGAGGUACCUACUUUGAGCACAUGGGAGUUGAAAAUAUUCUUCCAAUGGAUGUAGGGCACGCAACAUUACGACCUGGAUCUGUGCGACAUGGUGGUCACCGAGUUAAGGAGGGGGAUAGAUACGUCCUCGGUGCAUUCUUGCUUCUUGAAGACAGAGUCGAGCACGUCCGUCGACUGAAGAAUCGAGGAAGCGAGCUUCGUCGAGUCCCCGAUUUGGAUGGUGCCUCGAAGCACUUUGAAUGGGCACUCGCUCUAAAUCCAAUGUGCACCACAUGCCUGAAAGAUUGGGCAGAGAUUCUGCACACGCAAAAAAAGUUUGCAGAGGCUGAAGAAAAGAUUCGAGCGGCACUGCACCUAUUGGAAUAUAAGGACUCGGAUGCAUUGUUCACUUUGGGAGUUCUAUUGAGUGAACAAGGUCGUGACGACGAGAGCAUUCAGGCAUAUCAACAAAGCGUGGAAAUAAAUGCCGAAGAUGCGGAACUAUGCUAUAACUUAGGCGUCAAGCUUGGAGCCAAAGGUCUGGUCAAGGAGGAAAUGCAAAUGUAUGCUAAAGCGACCAAAGCAAAUCCAAAGUUCGGUGGUGCUUGGUUGAAUUGGGGGACAGUCCUUGCAGAAUCUGGAAACAUUGAUGAUGCGGAGCUUAUGUUUUUGAAAGCACUUCAAUGUGAACAAGAGGUUGCUUCCAAAGCCAUGAUGAAUCUUGGACUGAUCUACAUCACUCAAGGAAAUGCUCUAGCGCAAGGCGGCAAUCUGGAAGGCGCCAUGAAAGCGGCCCUUAGUGCCGCAAAGUACAUAGAUCAAGGAAAGGCCAUGCUCGACCAAGUGGCUUCUUACAACAAAGCAGAUUCGAUGAUCCUGAAAUUCAUUGGUCAAUAUCGUCCAUUACGACUCAAGGCAUACCAAUUGCUUGGACAGCUCCACGCUGGACAGGGAAACAUGGCAAAAUGCGAGGCCGAAUUCAGAGCUGCAACCAAAAGCUUCCCAGAAGAUAUCAUGGCAUGGAAGCUAUUGCAACGGAUCUUGCAGGUCCAAGGAAAGACUGAGGAGCUGAAGUCUUCUUUCAUGACAGUUCCAUCGCAACAGCGUGCUCCAACCAGACUUGCCAUCAUGUCUCAAGAAAAGACUGAGCAUAUCCUGAAGCAUGCCAAUGACUGUGUCCACGGCGUAUGUGCCUUCGAUGAAGUUUCAGAACUUGUGGCCAUGCUUCGAGGACAUCAAAAGGAGCUGUCAGUUUGGGUUGAGGCAGUCAAGAAAAUCACUAAAGCUCUCGAAAAGGUCAAAGAGGAGGACGGCCAGACGAAAUUCGAGAAACCGUUCGAGCUCUCUUCCGCGUUUUCCAGCUAA
Messenger RNA from Cylindrotheca closterium, 2247 nucleotides. NCBI's taxonomy places the organism in Eukaryota, Bacillariophyta, Bacillariophyceae, Bacillariales, Bacillariaceae. The record is from the annotation of a GenBank genome assembly.